GUGAAAUUCAACAACGCAGAACAUAUUCUCAUUUGGGAAAUAGAAGCUGGAACUUACUUAUUAAAUUUUAGGUUGUGAUAAGUAAGCUUGCUCCAUUUUCAUUUGCAGGCUCCCUUUUCUCCUUAGGAUAAUGUUAUCAUUGGAUGUAAACCAUUGCCUGAUGUUUGCCGUGGAGCUAAUGCUUCUGUUUUACAGCACAGGUAUAAAUGGAGACUGCAAACCCAAGAAUACCCUCUUUAUCAGUCCCAAAUCAAUAGUUGAUGCAUAUUUUCCAUCAGAAACUAUCUACCAAAAGGACAAUGGAAUUAAACUCUGUUUCAACAUCCAACCAAAUAAUACACGUGCAGAGUGUUGUAACAGCACGAAUUUCGACUGCAAUAUUGAAGUAAAAAUAGAUCAAGGUAAAUACAGGCUAAAUCUAACUGAAAAGAUUUUAUCCAACCAAGAUAUUGUGGUGAUGAAGGAUCCAGAGCAUAAUUAUUCAUGUAUGCCAUCCCAGCUCUACAAAAGCAGCCCUGGUUUUCUUUAUAACAUCCACCGCUGCUUGAGUGAAAGUAUGAAGAAUAUGAGUAUGAAUAUGAGACUGAGCAAUGGGAGCUUUUGUGAAAAACUUUGCAAGGGAAAAACAGAAUAUGUCAUUAGUGAUAAUGACACAUGUAAUGUGUCAUGCAACCCGAAACCAUCCACAACCACCACCAGCAUCAAUUCUUCCAGCUCCUCUUCUGGACAAUCAUCCACAACAAUCACCCCCAGCUCCUCUUCUGGACAAUCCACAACAAUCACCCCCAGCUUCUCUUCUGGACAAUCAUCCACAACAAUCACCCCCAGCUCCUCUUCUGGACAAUCCACAACAAUCACCCCCAGCUCCUCUUCUGGACAAUCAUCCACAACAAUCACCCCCAGCUCCUCUUCUGGACAAUCAUCCACAACAAUCACCCCCAGCUCCUCUUCUGGACAAUCCACAACAAUCACCCCCAGCUCCUCAUCUGGACAAUCAUCCACAACAAUCACCCCCAGCUCCUCUUCUGGACAAUCAUCCACAACAAUCACCCCCAGCUCCUCUUCUGGACAAUCAUCUUCAACAACCACCAGCAAUAACAAUAACCAACCAAGACCUAUUGACCUUUCCAUCAACAAUACCAUUCCUAACCCAGUAGACGUCAUGAAAAAUCUAUCCUUUGUCCUUGAACUGAUGGGUAAUUCCAGCACAGCAAGAAUCAAGAUGGGCAACGUCACAGGAGUGAUUGCCAAACUCUCCCAGAAAAAUCAAACCAACAUGAACUUUGCCUUCACAGAAAAUGCUGACGUGAAGAUCGUUAAAGGAGAAGACAGCAAUUUUACGGGCCCAUUUCAUUUCAUUGAUAUUCCUAAAGAGGCCAGUAAAAUGGCGGUGGAGAGAAAUGGAUCAUUUCUUGGAAUUCUGUUGUUUCCACAACAGCAUGCGGGUGACAGCAGUAAAUACUAUUUAAACAGAGAGAUAUUUGGAAUAGAAAUGGGGGCAAAAAUACAAAACCUUUCACAACCCAUCGAGAUUCAGUACAGUAAUGUGGACAAGAAAGGAGCGAAUGCUUCUUGCGUGUCUUGGGAUGGAAAAAGCACAGAUGCAAACGGGAAAUCACUCUGGAUCACAGAUGGCUGUCAAACAGUGGAGACCAAUAACAGCAUCACCUGCCAGUGCACACAUCUAACCUUUUUUGCCAUACUCAUGUCACCUCCACCUGCAAACAUCAGCGCUUCUGAUGUUAAUUCUCUGACCUACAUCACUUCAAUCGGUUGUGGACUGUCGCUGUUUUUCUUGAUCGUCGGUCUCUUCAUGCACGUUCUCGUCAGAAAAGGGAAAGCAAGCGAAGCAACAAAAAGAUUCUGA
This is a messenger RNA of Oreochromis aureus, 1867 nucleotides long. RefSeq names its product adhesion G-protein coupled receptor G2-like. Gene Ontology annotation, molecular function: G protein-coupled receptor activity. NCBI's taxonomy places the organism in Eukaryota, Metazoa, Chordata, Actinopteri, Cichliformes, Cichlidae. The coding region runs from base 131 to 1867 and encodes 578 amino acids. Gene Ontology annotation, biological process: adenylate cyclase-activating G protein-coupled receptor signaling pathway. The record is from RefSeq and is a predicted model, not a curated record. The transcript is spliced from 14 exons.